Molecule: messenger RNA, 2371 nt
Organism: Cebus imitator (Panamanian white-faced capuchin)
Lineage: Eukaryota; Metazoa; Chordata; Mammalia; Primates; Cebidae
Product: zinc finger protein with KRAB and SCAN domains 8-like
Exons: 6
Coding region: 856-1803 (315 amino acids)
Biological process (GO): negative regulation of transcription by RNA polymerase II
Cellular component (GO): PcG protein complex; transcription regulator complex
Molecular function (GO): DNA-binding transcription repressor activity, RNA polymerase II-specific; RNA polymerase II cis-regulatory region sequence-specific DNA binding
Source: RefSeq, a predicted model, not a curated record
GCCCCUUUCUGGCAACCUCGGGCGCCGACAGGCCCCGCCCAGCCAUUUCCGGGUCACGCCCCGGAAGUGCUGAGAGGGACUUCCGCCCGCGGCGAGGCCUCGGAACUGGUCGCUGCUCAUUGGCGGAGAAACGCUGGUAUGCAUUUGGGUGCCGCUGGGGUGGGUGUUGCACAGCUACAACCCCUCAGGCCUCCUCUCCGCUCCUCCCUGGGUGGAAUGUGGGCAAGAACCCCAGGAGAGGCAACCCCUCCUGGGACGGUGGGCAUUGUACCCAAAUGCAGUCUUCCAGGAAAGGGUUUUUUUCUCGAGAUUUAGUGCUGCAGGGGCCCAGAGCUGGGACUACUUCCCUUUCAGUUACAACCCUGGUCUUCACUGCCGUCUUCAGAGAGCUUCAUUGAGUAUCAACUUCAAGUGUGCUUCUGGUACCAGUUGGUAUCACUGCCCACCAGAUCUUCAGCUCCCUUUUUCAGCCAAAAGCGAGAGAUUGCAGAUAAUUGGAAAUAAAGUGUUCGGUGCUCUAAAUUCAGGAGAGGCUUCUUUCAUCACUUAACUGUGCCCGUGACAUUUCCUUUUGUUUAUGUUUUGAGACGGAGUUUCGCGCUCGUUGCCCAGUUUGAAGUGUUCCGGAAAACUCUUCAAUUACAGGAAAAGGUGCAUGACUGCAUCUUCAGAGGAUUUGGUUUUGCUGGUACCAAGGAUUCUGCUAAUGAGAAAACUCCACAGUCCGGCAUACUGUAAGCUGGCUCCAGCAGCCCAGUUGACGAUGGCUGAGGCCAGUUCCCGAUCAUCCUGUCUGAGAAACACCAGGAGUUUUUAUUCUCUCUGUGUGGGUCAAGUUUAUCAAACUUUUCAUUAAUGACCUCUGGAUUUUGGCUCAUAAGGAAGAAGGCCUUCUACUCUGAGGUUAUAAAGGACUCACCUCAUGUAUUCCUCUGGACUCAAGGCCAGAGGUGUGAACAAGGUGUCAACUAUAAAGUGAAGAUUUUUCUAAGGAUGGACCCACACCAGAAGGUCCCUAGCAUAUAUAACGGGAAUACUUUACAGACUCCUGGGUAUGAAAAAGUCUCUAAGUAUAAGGACCAGUUAGAAAGGCACGAGGGUAGGCGCAUGGAAGAAAGACGGUAUAAAUGCAGUGAAUGUGGAAAGAAGUUUGCCCAGAGCUCGGGGCUUGUUCGACAUCAGAGAAUCCACACUGGAGAGAAACCCUAUGAGUGUGAUCACUGUGGAAAAGCCUUUAGCGUGCGCUCAACCCUCACUGUGCAUGAAAGAAUUCACACUGGUGAAAAGCCUUAUUCCUGUAAUGAGUGUCAGAAAGCCUUCAGUGUAAGGGCACACCUGAUUAUACAUCAGAGAAUCCACAAUGGAGAGAAACCCUAUGAAUGUAAUGAGUGUGGCAAAGCAUUUAGUGUGAGCUCAGACCUUAUCAAACAUCAGAGAAUCCAUAGUGGUGAGAAACCUUAUGAGUGUGAUGAGUGUGGAAAAGCUUUCAGUGUGAGCUCAGCCCUCAUCAAGCAUCAGAGAAUCCACACAGGAGAAAAGCCAUAUGAGUGUAAGGAAUGUGGAAAGGCCUUCUAUGUGAACUCAGCACUUAUUAAUCACCAGAGGAUUCACUCUGGAGAAAAGCCCUAUGAGUGUGGAGAGUGUGGAAAAGCAUUCAGCCAGAUCUCAACCCUUAUUCAUCACCAGAGAAUCCAUACUGGAGAGAAACCAUAUGAGUGUGAAGAGUGUGGGAAAGCUUUCCGUGGGAGUUCUAAUCUUACUAAACACCAGAAAAUACAUGUCAAAGGAAAGUGUCAUCAGUGAUUUAUGUGGGAAGUAUAUUCCAAAGGGCUUUUGUUACAUCAGAAGAUACCAUCAAAAGAAGAGUAUAGUAAAAGUUAAUGCCUUAAUUGACACUUUACCCUUGAAAUAUUGAAGUGAGAAAUCACUGAAAAGUAGCUCCAUCAGCAUUGUGGCUCAGGCUCUAAAAUCACAUCUACUUCUGAGAAUGUAAUUUUACAACUCAUAAGAAUGGAGGCUUACAGACAGAGUCAUCUGGCUGGAGGACACCCUUCUGGAAUCAGUACUGAAAUGAAUGCCAUAUCCCACUCCAAACCAGCAUGACUAUAAAUACUAAGCAAUAGUGACUCCUGACCUUAAACAAGGAGUCUGUUUCAAAGCAGAGUUUUCCAGAAGAAGUCCAACACAGAGUGAUGUCCAGGGGACUAAAUAGAAACAUUUUUCAGGGACCCAACACUGAACAAGUUCAUGGGCUUGUGAAUAGUUUACCCAAGUGAGGGGACAUCCGCCCUUGGAAAAAGCACAACAGACAUUGCCUGAAGCUGAGGAGAAUAUCACUGAUAAAGGAACCUGAGACACCUGGGAGAAUUUG